CAGAUCGGACCGGACCGCAUACUCCUCGCCCGGACGGUCGGGGCUCGAAAGCAGCUGAAGUCUCCUGAACCUUCCGGUCAGAUUCGCCUCGGUCUAUCGCUAGCAGCUCCUCGCCCUCGCUCGUCUCUUCUCACCAACAACCAAUGGCCGCAAUCCUUGGGACUCCGGCUCUCCUCUUCCCCUCGCCGAGGCCGGCCGUCGCAUCUCGCGAGACUCCGAGGAGCGUUGCGAUCUUCUUUCCUAAUCAGAGGCUCGCAAGGCCUCUACGUCUAAACCUAUCCCCUUUCCCCGAAAGACCUCUACGCUUCCCAAGAUUUCCGCCCUUAGCUGCUGCCAAUGGAGAUGCCACAGAAACCGACGUGGUCGAAGAAACUGCGGCCAAGGCAGAUUCAGAUGAUGAAAUCCUCACAGAGGAUGGUGCAAACGAUGAUGUUGCUGAUAUUGGAGAAAAAGUUGUUUCGGCUGUCAUGGUAUCACUGCAAUCAUAUAAAGAAGCUUUGGCUAAUAAUGAUCAAUCAAAAAUUGCUGAGAUAGAGGCCUUUCUUCAGUCCAUCGAGGAGGAGAAGAAUUCUCUUGCAACUGAAGUUGCUUCUUUGUCUGAAGAGUUGUCCACAGAACGGGACCGCAUUCUUAGGAUCAGUGCGGACUUUGACAACUUCAGGAAAAGGACAGAGAGAGAAAGGCUCUCUUUGAUGACAAAUGCACAAGGACAAGUUAUAGAGAGCUUAUUGCCUGUUUUAGACAAUUUUGAAAGGGCUAAAAUUCAGAUAAAGGUGGAGACUGAGGGAGAAGAGAAAAUAAACAACAGUUAUCAGAGCAUCUAUAAACAGUUUUUGGAGAUCUUUGACUCAUUGGGUGUUGAGACGGUGGAAACUGUUGGCAAUCCAUUUGAUCCUUUGCUUCAUGAGGCAAUAAUGCGCGAGGAGUCAAUGGAGUUUGAAGAAGGCAUUAUAAUUCAAGAAUUUCGUAAGGGGUUCAAACUUGGGGAAAGACUCUUGCGUCCAUCAAUGGUGAAGGUAUCGGCAGGACCAGGCCCUGCAAAGCCCGAAGAUGGAGGCUCGUCAGCAGAUGAAGGCAGUGGAGAAGCAAGUCAAGAAAGCACCAAGGAAGGUGGAGAUUCUGAUUAAUUUGUACUAUCGGUUUCUUUAGUUCGUGAAUCAAUUUUGUAAGAAUUAUUGUGUUCAGAAGAUCUGAAGCUUUUUAACGUACGGCUGCAAUGUAUACUUGCAGUUCUCAGUAUUGCAGCUACUGUUCUUGAGAGGGAGGCCCCUAGAGUCAUUGUUUGAGGCAAUGUGAGAUUUCGAUGUAGUGUUUAAAGUCAUGUUGCUGAACUAGAAUAGAUAGAUACGAGCUCUCCCAUCCUGACAUGUUUCCAGAAAGUUGUGUUAUUUUGCUGAGGUCACCCUUUUUUUUAUUUUGUA
Molecule: messenger RNA, 1421 nt
Organism: Phoenix dactylifera (date palm)
Lineage: Eukaryota; Viridiplantae; Streptophyta; Magnoliopsida; Arecales; Arecaceae
Biological process (GO): protein folding
Cellular component (GO): chloroplast
Molecular function (GO): adenyl-nucleotide exchange factor activity; protein-folding chaperone binding; protein homodimerization activity
Source: RefSeq, a predicted model, not a curated record